Messenger RNA from Meyerozyma guilliermondii ATCC 6260, 3843 nucleotides. Its product is annotated as ubiquitin-specific protease. Gene Ontology annotation, molecular function: cysteine-type deubiquitinase activity; protein binding; cysteine-type endopeptidase activity. The coding region runs from base 1 to 3843 and encodes 1280 amino acids. Gene Ontology annotation, biological process: regulation of protein stability; protein deubiquitination. Lineage: Eukaryota; Fungi; Ascomycota; Pichiomycetes; Serinales; Debaryomycetaceae. The transcript has a single exon. Gene Ontology annotation, cellular component: nucleus; cytosol. The record is from RefSeq and is a predicted model, not a curated record.
AUGACACCAGAUUUUGAGGACAAAGAGAACCUCAACUUGGGGGCCAAAGGCGCCGUUCCCCCCAAUGCCGACCUGAUCUACGUUGAUCUAAUGGAAGAAGACGAUGAAAGUGCGGAGCAGAUAGUGAUAGAUGAGGAGGACGACGAUGAAGAAGAUGAAGAUGAUCAGGAAAUGGCUGAAGACACUGAACCUGUCACUCGUCGAGCAACCGCCCCUGAUCCAAGGCUGACAGCAAUUCCAAAAGCAAAUGAGUUUGAAAAGCUAGCUAAGCGCCUCAUGAAACCCCUUCCUGAUUAUCCUGUCGCUGACGAAACUCAUCACGUUUGGACUAUAGACUCGUGGUCGAGUUUACGUGAGAAUAAGAUUAGGGGUCCUACGUUCAAGUGUGGCGGAUACGAGUGGAAUGUGCUCUUAUUCCCUCGUGGCAACAACAACACUCACAUCUCCAUCUACCUUGAGCCCCACAAAAUUCUUGACGACAAGAAUAUGAGGGCGGACGAUUGGUACGUCUGUGCUCAAUUCGCAUUGGAUAUCUGGAACCCCAGCUAUCCAGAGUGUCACCUUCCCAGCGGCUCAUUCCACAGAUUUAACAAGAAUGAAACCGACUGGGGGUUUUCCACAUUCAUCGAUCUUGGCCAGUUGAAUUCGACUCGAAGGUUUAACAAUGGCCAUGCCAUAUUGGAAAAGAACACCCUUAACAUCACUGCCUAUGUCAGGAUCAUAGAUGAUUCUUCCACUGGUGUGUUAUGGCACUCUUUUCUCGAUUACGACUCCAAGGCUAGUACUGGCUACGUCGGGCUCAGUAAUCAGGGUGCGACGUGCUACUUGAAUUCACUUCUUCAGUCAUACUACACAACCAAGAUCUUUCGCGACCUAGUUUACCAGAUCCCCACGGAAACUCACAAAAAGGGUCAGUCAGUCUCUCUAGAGUUGCAGCGUAUUUUCUACCUAUUACUGACUUCCUCAGAAGCAGUGGGAACUUUGGAGUUGACAAAGUCCUUUGGAUGGGAUUCUUCUGAAGCAUUUACACAGCAUGAUGUUCAAGAAAUGAACCGUAUAUUAAUGGAUAGACUUGAGCUGGCCAUGAAAGGAAGUGCCAUCGAUGGUUCGUUGAACGAUAUAUUUGUGGGCAAGAUGAAAUCUUACAUCAAGUGCGUAAAUGUCUCUUAUGAAUCGUCAAGAGAAGAAGACUUUUGGGAUAUUCAAUUGAACGUCAAGGGAUUCUCCAACUUGGAAGCAUCUUUUAAGAACUAUAUCGAGAUUGAAAUGCUUGAUGGAGAAAAUAAGUACCAAGCAGGCGAUGAACACGGGUACCAAGAUGCCAAAAAGGGAGUCGUUUUCCGAUCAUUCCCACCAGUUCUUCAUUUGCAAUUGAAGAGAUUCGAGUAUGACUUUAUGGUCGACGAUAUGGUGAAGAUUGACGAUUUGUACGAGUUCCCCGACUCAAUUGACUUGAAGCCAUACUUGGAUGAAGAUUUGCCUUCUGAAGUUAAAUCUCAGAACUGGACUUACAAGCUUCAUGGUGUUCUAGUACACCAAGGAAGCAUUUCUAAUGGCCACUAUUAUGCCAUGAUUAAACCCGAAGCCUCCUCAGACUCGUGGCUUCGAUUCGACGAUGAUAAAGUAUGGAAAGCAACUCAUACUCAGGUAUUCAAGGAAAACUUUGGGGCUAGUGAGUUGACGUCUCAAGAAUUCGCCAGGCUCUCCAGAGCUGACCAAAACGAAUAUCUCAUCCGCCGAGCUACAUCGGCUUAUAUGUUGGUUUACUAUCGAGAGUCGGAAUUGGAUUCAAUAUUACCAAAAGACAACGCCUCCAUUGAUAGUCACAUUCCAAAACACAUUCCAACUCAAAUCAAAGCUGAAACUGAAGAGAAAGAGCGCGUAGAGAAAGUCAGAGAGGAAGCCUCGUAUUACAUCAAUGUUAAGUGUGUGUCAGUGGACAGUUACAAUGCAUACUCAGGCUUUGAUUUAUACCCUGACCCCACUAUGCCAAAGUACUACGAUGAGUCGUUGGUGAAGCCUGAAUCUUUGCCCCACGUAUUCAAAAUGAAGAAAGAAGAUAAGAUUACCAAAGUAUACGAGAGAGUUGGGGUGCAAUUACAGUAUCUUGCAGAGGGCACGCAGAUUACUGAAGACGAGAUAGACUCUCUUCCAUUCCGCUUACUUCUUGUGAACCACCGUAAUAAUCAUACAAACAGAACGGAUACUCCAAUCCCGCCCAAGCUUCGAGACCACACGAUUAAUGCAGUAUAUGUCAAAUGUUACAAUCGUGGAUUUGACGAGAUGGUGUUGUUUGUCGAGGAAUUGAGAAAGGACCUCUUUAAUGUGGUUUCCAACAUAUCAAACAAAGACAAAAUUGAGCCUCUGAAAUUUUCAUUUGAAAAUGUGUCCAAGGAAAUCGAAAGCAGCAAGUUGGACAUUGAGAAACAGAAAUUUCAUGACAUCUUUGAUUAUUCAGCGCACAUCACCAUCUUCUUGAAAUACUAUGAUACUGCGUCGAAUAAUUUGUACGGGUUGACUCAUGUGACUGUCGAGAAACAGGCAAAAAUCGAUUCACUCACUUCUUACAUUAAUUCACUUCUUGGGUUCGAAGAAGACAACCAUCUUGAAUACUUUGAAGAAUUGUCUCAGUUGAAGAUUGAACCGGUGGACCAGCUGUUGUCUUUUGAGAAACAUGAGCUCAGUAAUGGUGACAUACUCGCCGUUCAAUCUUUGUCAGAGGAAAAGAAAAACGUACAAGAAUUUUAUAACUUUUUGCUUACCAGACUCCACAUCAAAGUGAGUCCGUUCAAAGCUGAAAAAGAAGAGGAAGACAGCGACUACGUAGCUGAUAACCUGGAUAGCGAAGUUCAAAAGUCGUCUGUGAAACCUACUGAUAAUCAGACUUUUGAUUUUUGGGUGUCAACCCAAUACAGUUACGAUGACUUAGCAAAGAAGAUUGCACAGCAUUUGGGCCCUGAUGUUGAUGCUGAAUACUUGAGGUUGUUCAUCGUGAACUACCAGGGAGUCAGAUACCCAUUGAAAUCUAGCCAUCAUUUGUCACAAUUCUUUUCGAGGCUGGUUCCGCUUUCGCAGAUCACUAAUUUCGAGUAUGAAGUGCUUAAUAUCAAACUUAAGGAAUACGAGAACAUGCGGUCGAUAAAGGUAAAUUGGGUAACUUCUUUGGUCCUGGCACAGUUGUACGAUUUGUUGAUACCUAAGACAGGUUUAGUAUCUGACCUCAUUAAGAAAUUGAUUCACAAGGCAGGGGUGAAGGAGGAGGUUGUACAUGAUAUGUUGGUGUGGACAGGACAAGAUCACAAGUAUGUCGAUUUGGUUCGAUUUGAUCGCAAGAUCGACACCUUACCGGAUAACGUUGACAUUUACGCAGGGAUCUUUCCAGCAGAGGUUCAGAUAUUGUUGGAGUUUGACAUGAUCAAACGGUUCAAAGAAGUGCCGGGCAAUGUCAAUGACAUUUUGGAUGAAAGUACGAAAACAGAAUUGAAGCUUGCCCAAGGGUCGGCCAAGAAAUUGAAUAUGAUUCCUGCUUUUCACUUUCACAGAAACAGCACAUAUCAUCAUGGUAUCCCAUUUAUUUUCCCAGUCUACCCUGACGAAAAGUUUGCCCGAACUGCAGAGCGAUUAAGGAAGCGUCUUGGGGUAAGUCCGCAAGCGUUCAGCAAGAUCAAGAUUGCCUUAGCUGAUGCGAAUGAUAAGGGUCGCUAUCUAAACACCGAGAGUGAAUCAUUGAACUUGUUUGAUGAAAUAUUGAAUUGUGAUGCGUCAAUGUCGCUAGCUCUCGAUCACUAUGACCGAUCUCCCAAGAGAGGUGCUGCUUAUGAUAAGGGCAUUUCCAUCAAAUAA